AUGGCUAGAACUUUCUUCGUCGGUGGUAACUUCAAGUUGAACGGUUCCAAGACCUCUAUCAAGGAAAUUGUUGAUAGAUUAAACACUGCUUCCAUUCCAGAAAAUGUCGAAGUUGUUAUCUGUCCUCCAGCUACUUACUUAGAUUACACUGUUUCUUUAGUCCAAAAGAAGCAAGUUUCCGUUGGUGCUCAAAACACUUACGUUAAGGCUUCUGGUGCUUACACCGGUGAAAACUCCGUUGAACAAUUAAAGGAUGUUGGUGCUAAAUGGGUCAUCCUAGGUCACUCUGAAAGAAGAGAAUACUUCAAAGAAGAUGACAAAUUUGUCGCUGAAAAGACCAAGUUUGCUUUAGACAACGGUCUUGGUGUCAUCUUGUGUAUUGGUGAAACUUUAGAAGAAAAGAAGGCUGGUGUCACUUUAGAUGUUGUCAAGAGACAAUUAGACGCUGUCAUUGCUGAAGUCAAGGACUGGACUAACGUUGUCAUUGCUUACGAACCAAUCUGGGCUAUUGGUUCCGGUUUGGCUGCUACUCCAGAAGAUGCUCAAGAAAUCCAUGCUUCUAUCAGAAAGUACUUAGCUUCUAAAUUAGGUGACAAGGUUGCUGAAGAAACCAGAAUCUUGUACGGUGGUUCCGCUAACGGUAAGAACGCUGUCACUUUCAAGGACAAGGCCGAUGUUGACGGUUUCUUAGUUGGUGGUGCUUCUUUGAAGCCAGAAUUUGUUGACAUCAUCAACUCUAGAAACUAA
This is a messenger RNA of Naumovozyma dairenensis CBS 421, 747 nucleotides long. RefSeq names its product triose-phosphate isomerase TPI1 (gene TPI1). NCBI's taxonomy places the organism in Eukaryota, Fungi, Ascomycota, Saccharomycetes, Saccharomycetales, Saccharomycetaceae. The transcript has a single exon. Gene Ontology annotation, biological process: glycolytic process; glycerol catabolic process; gluconeogenesis. Gene Ontology annotation, cellular component: cytosol. The record is from RefSeq and is a predicted model, not a curated record. Gene Ontology annotation, molecular function: triose-phosphate isomerase activity. Bases 1 to 747 code for a protein of 248 amino acids.